Rubroshorea leprosula is the source of this 2320-nucleotide messenger RNA. The record is from the annotation of a GenBank genome assembly. Lineage: Eukaryota; Viridiplantae; Streptophyta; Magnoliopsida; Malvales; Dipterocarpaceae.
AUGGAUGACAUUCAUAUUUCUUCAACAGGAUCUCCUCAGACAACAUGCGCAGCUGCAAUUCAGCACAUUUUCCUUUUAUUCCAAUCUGGGUUGCCCAAAGAUCAGCACUUUUCAUAACCUCAAAUUCUGUCAUCACCCAUUUCUAUUCAUUCAACGUAGAUCAUGAAUCAUGUUUCCCUAACCAUCUUUUGUUGCAAAUUUGUGUGAAACGGUGAUGGUUUUUGAAAACAAAACGUGGGUCUGCUAAGUGUGGACAUUUAGACUGUACAUCAUGUUCUAGAUGAGGGGAUAGGAUGAUUGGGACACCAGUACUACACCAAACCCAGUACCUGUCUCCACCAGAUGAACCACCACAGAUCCUGGAAUUGAAUCUGAGGAUGAAGGAACAAGAGUGCUUAUCUUGUUUGAGGAGGUGCAGGAACAUGGAAGAAUUCAAGCAAGUUCAUGCCCAGGUCCUCAAGUGGGGUUUAUUUUGGAACUCCUUUUGUGCAAGCAAUCUUUUGGCCACUUGUGCUCUCUCAAACUGGGGCAGCAUGGACUAUGCCUGCUCGAUUUUUCGACAAAUUGACGAACCGGGUACUUUUGUUUUCAAUACUAUGAUUAGAGGACAAGUCAAUCAUGUGAACUUUGAGGAAGCUGUACUUCUUUUCGAUGAAAUGCUUGAGAGAGGAGUUGAGCCUGAUAAUUUCACUUAUCCUUCUCUUCUGAAGGCAUGUGCUCUGUUACGUGGACUACAUGAGGGAAUGCAAAUUCAUGGGCAUUUACUCAAGCUUGGAUUUGAAAGUGAUCUGUUUGUGCAAAACAGCUUGAUCAAUAUGUAUGGUAAGCGUGGGGAGAUAGAGUUGGCUUGUGCUGUUUUUGAGCAAAUGGAGGUGAAGAGUGUUGCUUCUUGGAGUGCAAUUAUUUCUGCUCAUGCUAGCUUACGAAUGUUUUAUGAGUGUUUGAUGCUAUUUGGGGAGAUGAGUAGUAAAGGAUGUUUGAGGCCUGAAGAGAGUAUAAUGGUCAGUGUGCUCUCUGCUUGUACUCAUCUGGGUGCUUUGGCUUUGGGAAAGUGCUCACAUGGGUUUUUGCUGAGGAACAUCAAUGAACUAAAUGUUGUAGUGCAAACUUCAUUGAUAGACAUGUAUGUUAAAUGUGGGUGUUUAGAGAAAGGAUCAUAUAUCUUUCAAAAAAUGGCUAAGAAAAAUAGACUGUCUUAUAGUGUGAUGAUCUCAGGGCUUGCCUUGCAUGGACAAGAUGAAGAAGCUCUAAGGAUUUUCUCUGAGAUGCUUGAAGAAGGUCUGGAACCAGAUGAUGUUAUAUAUGUAGGUUUGUUGAGUGCUUGUAGUCAUGCUGGUCUUACUGAUGAGGGGUUCCGAUUGUUUCACAGAAUGAAAGCAGAACAUGGGAUAGAACCAACAGUUCAGCAUUGUGGUUGCAUGGUAGACCUGAUGGGAAGAGCUGGGAUGCUCAACGAAGCUCUUGAGUUCAUCAAGAGCAUGCCGUUAAGGCCCAGUGAUGUCAUCUGGCGAAGCCUUCUUAAUGCUUGUAGGCUUCAUUCUAACAUGGAAAUAGGAGAGAUUGCAGCCAAGCAUCUAUUCCAACUUAACUCACAGAAUCCUGGUGAUUAUCUGGUGUUGUCAAAUAUGCAUGCAGAGGCUCAGAGAUGGGAGGAGGCAGCUAAAAUUAGGACGGAGAUGGCCAGAAAGGGUUUGUACCAGAUGCCGGGUUGUAGCUUGGUUGAGGUGGGAAGACGCAUGUACAGUUUUGUUUCACAGGACAUGUCGAAUCCUCAUUGUGAAGGUGUUUACGAGAUGAUUCACCAGAUGGAAUGGCAGCUAAGAUUUGAAGGAUAUUCACCGGAUACAUCACAGGUAUUGCUGGAUGUAGAUGAAGAAGAGAAGAGAGAAAGAUUGAAAGGUCAUAGCCAAAAGCUAGCAAUUGCAUUUGCCCUGAUACAUACAUCUAAGGGCUCCCCCAUAAGAAUAGCUAGAAAUAUCAGGAUGUGUAGUGACUGUCAUAAAUAUACCAAACUAAUUUCACUCAUCUAUCAAAGGGAGAUUACUGUAAGAGACCGGAAUCGGUUCCAUCAUUUUAAAGAUGGAACUUGCUCUUGUAGGGAUUACUGGUGAAUUGAUAAUUUUUCAUUAUCUAAAAGGUUCUCGUUAGGGAAUAUUUUCUUUUCUUACCUUUCCUUCAUUUGCUGCAUAUCUAACCUUUUUCUUUUUCAAGACAGCCUGAAGAUUCUCUACAACUCAAGGGCUCUACAGAUCUGUAUAGUUUGGUUCUGGAAGUCUAGUUUUGAAGGUGUUCUUUAGAUGAAUGAAAUUUAUUUCGAGAU